AUGAGAAGACUAACACAUUAUGGAAUAGAUUUAGUUUUAAUAUCAAUAAUAUUAGCAGGAAUUCAUAGAAAUACAGGAUUACAAUUUGAUAUACUGAAUUUUAAUUCAAUAGAUAUAAGACGUUGGUUUGGUAAUUAUUUAUCAUUUGGUGAAUUAUGUUAUGAUAAAUUAGUUUCAAUUUUAAAAUUUUCAGGAUAUUUUAAACAAAAAAAUUUAAUAUUAGAUAAUUUAAGAACAACAAGUAAUAAAAUUUUAAAAGAUCAAACUGGUAGAGAUAUUGAUGAUUAUUUACAUAAAUAG
This is a messenger RNA of Lodderomyces pseudojiufengensis, 300 nucleotides long. RefSeq lists its product as uncharacterized. Gene Ontology annotation, cellular component: cytoplasm. The transcript is spliced from 2 exons. The record is from RefSeq and is a predicted model, not a curated record. The coding region runs from base 1 to 300 and encodes 99 amino acids. NCBI's taxonomy places the organism in Eukaryota, Fungi, Ascomycota, Pichiomycetes, Serinales, Debaryomycetaceae.